This is a messenger RNA of Ctenocephalides felis (cat flea), 1286 nucleotides long. RefSeq names its product glycine-rich protein DOT1-like. NCBI's taxonomy places the organism in Eukaryota, Metazoa, Arthropoda, Insecta, Siphonaptera, Pulicidae. The transcript has 7 exons. Bases 128 to 1174 code for a protein of 348 amino acids. Gene Ontology annotation, cellular component: cytosol. The record is from RefSeq and is a predicted model, not a curated record. Gene Ontology annotation, molecular function: mRNA binding.
CGGGCUUGGCUUUACUCGGCCAUUUGCAAUCAUCAAUCAGUUCGGCGGUGUUUUUCGUGACAGUGAUUAAAGCGUCAUUCAGUUUUUACAAGUUCUUUAGUGUCCUAAUUUAUUAAUAAGUAUCAGAAUGGUGCCGAAAACAAAAGUAUUUGUUGGAAGCUUGCCGCCAGGCUCCAAGCCUGAAGAAUUACGUCGUUUGUUCGAAGCUUACGGUGUUGUAACAGAAUGUGAUAUUAUGAAUCGUUGUGGCUUUGUACAUAUGCAGACCGAAGAGAUGGCUUUUAGCGCGAUUCAAGCGUUGAAUAAUACUACAUUUAAUGGGGCCACGAUAAGUGUCGAAAGGGGCCGCAUCAAGGAACGCGGAUCAGGUGGUGGUCGUGGAGGCGGUGGCCGCGGCGGUCGAGGAUUUGGAGGACGAGGAGGUGGUAUGAAUCGUAGUGGUGGAGGACCUGGGGGUAACCGUAUGCGUAAUGGUGGUGGCCCCAUGGGAGGUGGCAUGCGUCGUGGAGGCGGUGGCCCAGGACCCAUGCGUGGUGGUGGCCGUGACAUGAAUCGUGGAGCACCCUAUUCUCGUGAUGGUGGUCGUGGAGGAGAUUUUGGUGGACGAGGUGCUGGACCCAUGCGCAAUGGUAUGGGCGGCGGCGGCAUGGGUGGUGGUUAUGGUGACCGCGGCGGUUCUAUGAUGGACGGCGGCAUGGGAAUGCGUGGUAAUGGCGUUGGAGCAGGUGGAAUGAUGGACCGCAGAGGUGGCGGCAUGGGAGGCGGAAUGGGCGGCGGUGGCGGUUACCCGGAUGGCGGAUUUUCUGGUGAGGACAGACGCGGGUUCGCGCUGCCGCAGCUUGGCGGCGGCGGUGCGGGCGGCGCUUACAGAGACUUAGACUUAGGUCAAGGUGGUUAUGAUAACAUGUACAUGGAUGACCGAAGAGGUGGAGCACCACCGAUGAUGGAUGAUAGACGAGGCCCUGCAGGUCCAAUGCGCCCACCAAUGCCCAUGCCCCCAAUGUUUGACAGGAGGCCGGCUGCUGGUCCUGGAGGCAUGGGUGGUGGACCCGGUGAUAUGUUCAGUAGAAGAUCUCCUCCACAAAUGAGAGGCUAUGGAGGUGGAAAUGAUCGGGAUAACUAUUCACAAGCAUUCCCCCCACUAGGAGGACCACGUGUAUCCUGUCCUGGUUGAAAGCAUUUCUGGUGCCUUUGCCAGUGCAGAAUGAAACUUUGACAUCUGGUAACUAUGAGGUCACCUAUGCUUUUUUUUGCAAAAAUAUAAAACCAAACUGUUUUAAAGGUAC